This is a messenger RNA of Cavia porcellus (domestic guinea pig), 6108 nucleotides long. RefSeq names its product zinc finger and SCAN domain containing 29 (gene Zscan29). Bases 1042 to 3606 code for a protein of 854 amino acids. The record is from RefSeq and is a predicted model, not a curated record. Lineage: Eukaryota; Metazoa; Chordata; Mammalia; Rodentia; Caviidae. The transcript is spliced from 5 exons.
GCCCGCUCGCACUUCCGGCUGGGGAGUCGGACUGGGCACCCGGAGAGCUGGGCUGGGCCGGACCCUGAGGGGGUGAGGCUGGCCCGGGGGGCAGGGUUGCAAGUGAGCCGAGGGGCAGCCCGAGAGGGACAUGCGCCCGGGCGCGGGCCAAGUUACCUUCAGGGCGCCUCAGUAAGGUAUGAGGCCUCUGGAGGAACUGCUGUCCUGAGCGUCUGAGUGACCCGGCCGGAGGGCGCGAAGACAAAAGAGGCCGGAACGCCUCAGCCGCCGCUCCCGCACCCUACAGCUCUCGGAGUCCCGCCACGGCCGCACUCAUCCCAGAAGACCCCUGCUUACUGCCCCUCGGGCCCGUCCCUCCACGGAUCAGUGUGACUUUCACAAGCCCGGACCCGGGUCUCGCUCGCUCCAGGAGCUACCCAGCUUCUUUCGACGCGCGAGGCCUCCCGUCAUUAGUCCCACACCCUCACUGGUCACUCCUGCUGCGAGGGAAAAACACACGCCCGGCGUUCAGCCCUCUAGUUUGUAUGGGGCAGGAAUUGAUAGUUCAGAGUCUGAGGGGCGGGGCAGAUGGAGAGGGCGGAAAGGGGAACCGCAGAGGUCCACGGGGGCUUCCACUGCUCUUCCUGGGCAUCCUACGUAACAACGACACCUUAAGAUCCUCUCAAGCUCCAGGUGUCCCGCAUCAUUCGAACUCACUGUGCAACACUGAUCUGGGAAGUUUAGUGUGCUCAGAUGUGGGAAAGGCAGGAUAGGCGCAGACAGUAGUUUUGUCUUCCAGCAGCUUCUUGAUACUGCCUUAAUUGUGGCCCAAAAAUACAGCUUUUGAAAAGUCCUUGCUCAUUGUCGACUUGCCCUGAAGAUGGUGCUGCCUCACGUGAGCCAGCUCCAGCAAGACUUAGAUAUAUAAAUAUAUUGAUGGUGCCAUCUCUCUCUACUCUAGGAAGCAACUCCCCUUACAGAGAGAGCCUUAUCUGCAGUUGACUCUCCAAGGACAUGGGAAGAUAGGUAUCACUCCUGGAACCCAGGCCCUUAAGUGGAAGAAUGAUGGCCAAACCCACUCUGAGAGAAAAGGGCACCAACUCUGAAGCCUUCCGCCAGCGCUUCAGGAGGUUCCAUUACCAGGAGGUGGCUGGGCCCCGAGAGGCUUUCAGUCAACUCUGGGAACUUUGCUGUUCUUGGCUAAGGCCAGAGGUUCGCACCAAGGAGCAGAUUGUAGAAUUGUUGGUGCUAGAGCAGUUCCUGACCAUCUUACCUGGAGAGAUCCAGAAUUGGGUACAGGAACAAUGUCCAGAGAGUGGAGAGGAGGCAGUGACUCUGGUGGAAGAUUUAGAAAGAGGACCUGGAAGACCUGGAUGUUCGGUCACAGUCUCUGUGAAGGGGGAGGAAGUGUGUCUUGAGAAGAUGACAACUCUAAAAUCAUCACAAGAGUUAUUGAGUGUUCAGCAGGAAUCAGUGGAACGUCAGCCCAGCAGUGGACCCAAGAAAGAGAGGGCAAGAAGCCCCUAUCUGGGACUUCAGGAGCAGAUGAACCCAAAGGAGAAUCUCAGACAUUUUCAAAGGAGCGCAGGACUUCCAUUUUCUAAGUCUGGUGUGGUCUCCAUGUUGGAGCAAGGUAAGCUGUGGAUUCCAGAUCUGGGCUCCAAGGAGAAAGAAGUCCCAAGAGGCAGCAACACAGGAGAUAGACCAGUGCAUGCUGACCUGUUGCCACCCAAGAAAGAGAGGAGAAACUGGAUGGAACAAGAUCACUGGGGCUUCGAGGAUGAGAAGGUGGCUGGUGUACACUGGGGCUAUGAAGAGACCAGAACUCUCUUAGCAAUUCUCAGCCAGACUGAACUUUAUGAGGCUCUCCGAAAUUGUCAUAGAAACAGUCAAGUGUAUGGGGCUGUGGCCGAGAGACUGCAGGAGUACGGCUUCCUCCGGACCCUGGAACAGUGUCGGACCAAAUUUAAAGGUCUUCAGAAGAGCUACAGGAAAGUGAAGAGUGGCUAUCCACCUGAGACCUGCCCCUUCUUUGAAGAGAUGGAAGCCCUGAUGAGUUCUCAGGUCAUUGCCCUGCCCAGCAAUGGCCUGGAAGAGGCAGCCUCUCACUCUGGUCAGGUGGGCAGUGAUGCUGAGCCAGAAGAGCCCCAGCAAGGGGUUUGGCAGUAUGAGGAGGAAGCAGAAGAGGCUCAGGCUGAUGAGUCUGACAGUGAUGAAAUGGACGUAGAGGCCACUUCCCAGGACCCUGAUAACUCAGCUGCACCUGUAAUGUUCCGAAGUCCAAGUGGUGUACACUGGGGCUACGAAGAGACCAAGACUUACCUUGCAAUUCUUAGUGAGACUCAAUUUUAUGAAGCCCUCCAGAACUGUCAUCGAAACAGCCAGUUAUAUGGAGCAGUGGCUGAGAGGCUAUGGGAACAUGGCUUCUUCAGGACCCCAGAGCAGUGUCGGACCAAGUUUAAAAGCCUACAGACCAGUUACCGGAAGGUCAAAAGUGGCCAAGCACGAGAUACCUGCCCCUUCUUUGAAGAAAUGGAUGCUCUGGUUAGUGCCCAGGUUGCUGCUCCAUCCAGUGGUGGCAAAGAAGAGAAAACAGCUUCUUACCUUAUCCAGGGGGCCAGUGAUGCUGAAGCUGAGAAGCAAGGUGUGGACACAGAAGAGGCCAUAGAUAAAGAUUCUGAUGACAAUGAAGAGGAUACUGAGAUACCCCCAGGGGCUGUCUUAACCCAUGCUCCAGUCUUAUUCCAAAGCCCCAGUGGUUUUGAGGCUGGAUUCAAGAAUGAAGAGAAUCUAAAACAGGAUAUUUCUGAGGAAGUACAGCUGCACAGGACAUUAAUUGCAAGAUCUGAAAGAAAAAUUCCCUGUCAUAUUAAUCAAAAUAAAGGUAAUGUGAGUGACUGUAGAUCAGGAAGACAGUGGGAAAAAACCUCAGAGGACAAAAGAGGAAAACUGACCUACUCACAGGAGAGUUUGGGUAAAGUCCUAAGUCAUCACAGACAAUACGUAGGAGAGAGACCCUAUAAAUAUCUCAGAUGUGCCAAAAGCUUUGGCCCAAACUCCUGUCUAAUAGAUCAGAUAUCCCAUGAGGUAGAAAACUCAUACAAAUGUACAGACUGUGGAAAAAGCUUCAGCCGGAGUGCACGCCUGAUCAGACACCGAAGAAUCCACACUGGAGAGAAACCUUACAAGUGUCUUGACUGUGGGAAAAGUUUCCGUGACAGUUCAAAUUUCAUCACCCAUAGAAGAAUCCACACAGGAGAGAAACCUUAUCAAUGUGUUGAGUGCGGGAAACGAUUCAAUCAGAGCUCAAGCCUUAUAAUUCAUCAGAGAACCCACACAGGAGAAAAGCCCUAUCAGUGUGAAGAUUGUGGAAAAAGCUUCAAUAAUAGUUCUCACUGCAGCGCACAUCGGCGAAUACACACAGGAGAGAGACCCCAUGUGUGUCCUGACUGUGGGAAGAGUUUCAGUAAAAGUUCAGACUUACGUGCACAUCAUAGAACCCACACAGGAGAGAAACCCUAUGGAUGUCAUGAUUGUGGCAAGUGCUUUACUAAAAGUUCUGCCCUUAAUAAGCACCGGGAAAUCCAUACACGAGACAAGCUUCUGUCACAGCCAGUGCCUGAGUAAGCCCCCAAAGGAAAGAGCCUCUUUUUAUGUAUUGUUUGGAAAGCGUUCCAGUAAUGAUAGUCAUCUGUUCUAUGCCCAACUGGCUUAGGAAGUACUCCUUGGAAUUUAUGCCAAUGUUUGUUUCUUAUGCUUCUCCUGGACCUAGAGUGAAAUUCCCAAGGCAGUCAUUUUAAGAUUGAAAAGAUUAGCUGGACAUACUGGUACAUGCCUGUAAUCCCAGCACUCAGGAGGCUGAGGUAGGAGAAUGAGGCCAGCGUAGACUACACAGCAAGACCAUCUCAAGACAAGACAAAACAAAACACACAUACAUACAUAUAUAUAUAUAUAUAUAUAUAUAUAUAUAUAUAUAUAUUUUUUUUUUUUUUUUUUUUCCCCUCAUUUUGUCUGCAUCUGAACUGAUGGGUAACAAGUUUUCCUUCUCAGGGUCUGUGUUAUUCCCUUAAUAGACAACAUAGUAGUAUAGCCUGUGAAUUUACUUAUCCUGUCAGUUGUAUUUCAAUUGGAAAAACCUGUUGCAACAGCAUAUGUGGGAAAAGCUGAGGCUUGGCUCCUUAAGUAGGUUUCAGUACAGUACUGGAAAUGUUGAGAACAAUGACCCUUCCUGCUCACUUAAGCCUAUGCCCAGAAUGACAUAUUUGUCAUGCAUAUUUUUCACUUACCAUAAAGAAACAGAAUUUUAUGUGCCCCUUGAUUCUGUCCUAUGAAUCAUCCUGGGGAAUGGGGAAUGGGGAAACAAUGUAAUGUUACAUAAAUACUGGAUUUCUUAGUUUUUGCCAAGUCCUACAAAGGUUGGAAUAGAAUAAUACUACAUUUAUAGUAUCUGGUUUGAUUUUUGUUUUUGUCCUUAAUUUCACCUAUCCUUUGUGGUCUAGAAAACCAAACAAGCCAGCUGGAUAUGAUAUUAAGGAAAGAAGUUUAAGCUGUCAGCAGGGAAUCAUUCAUUUUCACCAUGCCCUAAACUCCAAGUGUUAUGCACCCCAUGGGUGCUCAGUACAAACAUUUAAGGAGUAGAAGACACUGCUAUGUUCACAGGUGUGGGAAAAACUGACCACUUUGUGUCAACCCUCUACAAGAAUGGCAAGGAAGUGGACAAUGGACCUGUCAAUCUAUACACACUCAGCUAUAUACAAUUAAAAGCAGCCCUUCAAAUGUAACUGUGAUCACUAAUCUUUUUAAUACUGAAUUAGCGGUUCAUAGUAAAAUAUAAACCCAUGUAGCACAAGUUUAACACUGUCCUUACAAUCAAAAAUAGACGAUAUAUAGAGACAUUCAAGUAUUAACUGUAACAGCUGUAAGGUAUAACACUAUGCAUAAAUAUGAAGAGUUUACUGGAAGAAAAAUCUGGGAGUUUUCUUCAGGAAGCAAAAAGUAUUCAAAGAAGGAAGUGUUACUGAAUAAAUCUGGGUGGAAGGAACUUCCACCUUGUUGCAAAGUUGAAUACUGGGUGAGUGAGAAAUGAGGUAGCAAAGGACAAAAAAUAGAUAGUAAGGAGUCAGAAAAAGCAUGGAACAGCAAAAACUUGGCAAACAAUGUGAUAUGUGCUAUUACAGAGCUUUUGUUCGGCCAUAGAGCAGAAUGGUUUGUAGGGUCAUUUUUUUUUUAAUGUCAUUCUAUAUACUUUAAUUCUAUAACCUGAACAGCCAUUUCGAAGAUGACAAUUUGUAACUUAUCAACUGGCAAUUUCUUACCUUUUGUUUGUCUGUAAUUUAGAAUUAUUUCUACCCUUUUUUUUUAAAUUUCCAUGUAUUUUUUUUCGUUUCCUUUUCUUUAAAUAAAAAAAAAAAAAAAAAAAAACAAAAAACAAUGUGAUAUGUGCUGUGCAGGCGGCAGAGAAUCACCUUUGCAGAAACACGGAGUACUAGAUGCAGACCAGAAAAUGGUCCACUUACCUACAGUAAGCUAGGUACUUUGUUGUACUAUUGAUAAGAAAACAGCUGGCUGGCUGUGGGGGAGAAUGUUUUUGGGAGAGAAGAGAUCAGAUACUAGUAUCUACUGAAGACACAGUACUUUGGUGGGCAGGUCAAAGGGAAGGUGAAUAUGCCCAACACUCGGAAUAAAUAACACCCAUACUUAAUUAGAACCCUGUGGCUGGAAUAAGAUCUGGAGGGAGCAGUAAGGAGAUAGGAGUUCGAUAAUUCAUAGCUAUGUCAGAUCAGUGAUUAUAAUUUGAAUUCUUGUGAACAGUUCUAGUGGUGUAAGGAACAACUGAAUACCUAUUAGCAAUUAAGGGAGGAUCUUAAGGAACACUAGUCUAAAGAAAUGCCUGAGGAUCUGAGAUGGGUUAGGAAGUGUGUUCUAAUGUCAAGAAAAAUGAAAUUAUUAUCUUUAGUAUAUCUGUGUAUAGUCUUGUGGAAAAAGUAUUGAUUGGAUAUUAACAGAUACAAAUUCAGGUUUCAGAUAUCUUUAUAUAAGUCAACCUGCCUAUUUGCUGCAAAGCAGACUAAUGUUUACACCUUAUCUGCCUCUCAGGGAUACUAUGUUAAUAAAAAUUUUGUCUGUGAA